AUGAUACCUAACGGAUAUAAUAAACGGCAGGAAACUUUGUUUCGUCACUCAAUUGAGGUCAAUGUACGGUUCGUCGUAAACACUUCAGCCGUUGCCAAAUCUAAAGUCUACGUUCAGUUCAUUUUGGAACAAAAUACAACAAUAGAUAUUAUUUGUCCGGUGAAUCUGUCAGGAGACGAGGUAACACCUAGGGCAAACAGAGCUCAAAGGCUUACCUACUCACCAGAAGUGAAAGAUGUGCAUUUGGAAAAGAUCUCAAAUGGACUCUAUCCGGAAAAUUUCUCCGCUCUGCACGUUGCUCUGGGAAUCCAAUCAAGUAUUGCACAAUGCAUCCUAAAGAAGAACGGAAAUGACUAUACACAAACAUACAUGAAACUUCUGCAGAUGUGGAAUACAGAAUCCCGUAGGACCUUCGAAGAUCUGGACCAGGUUCUCGUUGAGUCAAAGGCUGGUGGUCUUAGAUCCACCUAUAAACAAGAGCAAAAGUAAAAAAUAUAUUCACAUGGACUUGCCUCGCUGAAUAUGAACAGAAAGAGAAAAUGUACAUGGC
This is a messenger RNA of Strongylocentrotus purpuratus (purple sea urchin), 550 nucleotides long. RefSeq lists its product as uncharacterized. The coding region runs from base 1 to 489 and encodes 162 amino acids. The transcript is spliced from 4 exons. NCBI's taxonomy places the organism in Eukaryota, Metazoa, Echinodermata, Echinoidea, Camarodonta, Strongylocentrotidae. The record is from RefSeq and is a predicted model, not a curated record.